Salmo salar (Atlantic salmon) is the source of this 908-nucleotide messenger RNA. RefSeq names its product checkpoint suppressor 1-like. Gene Ontology annotation, cellular component: nucleus. NCBI's taxonomy places the organism in Eukaryota, Metazoa, Chordata, Actinopteri, Salmoniformes, Salmonidae. Gene Ontology annotation, molecular function: DNA-binding transcription factor activity; cis-regulatory region sequence-specific DNA binding. Gene Ontology annotation, biological process: regulation of DNA-templated transcription. The record is from RefSeq and is marked provisional.
GCUCAGUGGAGGGAACUGACAUUGCAGACUAGGCGAGGAGAGGUAGAACUAUCGGAGAGGAGGAAAGGAAGGAAGGGGCUCGUCUGGACAACAGAAGGAUUCUAAGGAGAGAGCCCAGGGCUGGAUGGGACCCACCAUGCCGCCCAGUAAGAAGGCCCAGAGCCCCAGCAGCGGUUUGGGAGCGACCCGGGGUCUGAGUCCCCUCUACAGGGAGGCGGAGGCAGCUGACCUGUCCCUGUCUCUGUCGGCCUCCUUCUCCAAGGCCGAGGACGAGGAGCUCACCAGCCUCUCCUGGCUCCACGAGAGCACAGACCUUCUCAACAGCUUCUCUCACUCGGGGCUCCGCUCCGUCUCCCCCCUGCAGGACCCCGACGGUCACCCUCUACCCCCCCACUCCCCCUCCUCCUCCUCCCCUUCCCCCGACCCAUGUGAUUCUUCCACAUACGACCUGGCCAUGGGAGCCAAUCGGAAGCCUCCGUACUCGUUCAGCUGUCUGAUCUUCAUGGCAAUAGAGGACGCGCCAUCCAAGAGGCUGCCGGUGAAAGAUAUCUAUGGUUGGAUCCUGGAGCAUUUCCCGUAUUUCGCUAGUGCCCCUACUGGUUGGAAGAACUCGGUGCGCCACAAUCUGUCGCUUAAUAAGUGUUUCAAGAAGGUGGACAAGGACAGGAGCCAGGUAUGAAAAAGAGGCAUACAAAGACUUCACCCUCUCUACACCUCUGAUGAAUAUAACAGGAAUCCUGUUUGAUCACCAGGCACUGCAAAAUCAUUCUGUCUGUGGAUACGGAGAACAUCAACACAUUAACAUCAACACGCCAUUGGACUUGGGGUUCUGCUGGGAGUUGACAUCAUAUUUACAUUGUUUUAUUCUGCUUUGCCACUAAAAUCAUAAUAAACACUGAGAACUAAAA